AUGCGCAACAACCGCGAGAUGCGUGACGCGCUCAAGGUAACACAGUACUCCGAUACUUCCUCUGAUGGCGAGGAAGAUGGGCAAAGCGCUGCUUCCAAUCAAUCUGGCACCAACUCUUUCGAGGCUGCUGGAGGAGAGAUCCGCGCCACGCCAACGGUUACAAGCUCUCCGAAUCUGUCGCUGCAGACUGCACCAGAGACUGCCAUCAUGCAGCCGACUGCGUCCGCCUCGACUUCCUCGCGCAUUCCAACUGGUGCCGCACCACCACCUCUACCGCAGCUUUCCACGUCCGCGAUGACUUCUCCCGCCCACGCAGCGCCGGUGCCGCCAUCAAAGGAUGCAGCGCUCGCACAGAGCGAUGUUCAAUCUUCGCCUCCUCAAGCUCCUUUAGCAGUUUCCUCCUCUGUUGCAGCAGCAACUCAGCCAGGUACAUCUCCACCAGCCGUUGGAAACGACCAGAUCAUCAUCAACCUCGGCAUGGAGUUCUACCACGGCGCCCAACCAAUCACCCAUCACGUUGCCACUGUGCGCGACUACGUGAAGAACCAUCGAAUCGUGUGGAACACAACACGUACUCGCAAGGUCUUUGCGGCGAAUGAUCCUUCCGACUUGUAUCCCAACACGGAGUUCAACACCUUCGGUCGACUCCGGGCCACCUCAGUCCUUAUGCCUUUCUACCGUGAUCUCAGAAUCUUGGACCGGGAAGGGUGGCCGGCUAUGUGUGCAGAAUGGAUGGCUGAUGGAGCGCGGCACAGAUAUGAAGCUUCGUUGAGCGGCGCGAGGUAUCAAGUGGUUCCAAUCGUGCGGCCACCACCGGCCAAUUACGAUUACAAUGUCGACCUGCUCCCGUCGAUGUUCCCAGGCAUGGCACCUGCAACGAUCUUCAGGCCGCUGACCAAAGAUAAUCGACCGCGACGCAACAAAGCAGCUACCAAAGCUGAACCACGUACGAAGAAGAAGCAACGUCGUGGGAGCAAUGAUAGUCAGUUGACAGAGGUCUCCGAUGACGAGAUCAAGAAGCUGGGGGAAGAGAUUGCUCGGAUGGGGCAAGGUUCCAGCCAUCAAUCCAUGCCAACAGUUGCACCGCGGGAUCCACGUCUUGUGCCAAUUGACAUCGAUCGCACGAACACAGCACCAGUUCUCGACUUUUGGUCGCAAUUUCCCCUCACAACAGACAACAUGGGUCCAAGAAACCAAAUCCCUCAGUUCAGGUCAGGUCGUAAAUACGACCCCAUUACUGACCAGUGGUACUUUCGCGGCAGUUUCUAUGCUCUUCGAGAGGGAUCUCCAGGGAACGUCGUGCGGGAGCUUGUUCAGCCUCACACUCACGCCAACCCCGACCCGCCUGCUCCGGUAGGGCCACAGCGGACUGUCCCUCUUCUGCUGAAUGCAAGCACUACUACAGGAAUGGAAGGUGAUCCUAUCGUUCUCGACUCUCCCUCGGACAGUGAUCCAGACAAUGCUUUGGGCAGCGGCGACGAUGGUGAUGGCGAUUGGCACCCUGAUGAUUUGGGCGAAGCUAUGGAUGAGUCGUGA
This is a messenger RNA of Ramularia collo-cygni, 1536 nucleotides long. RefSeq lists its product as uncharacterized. The record is from RefSeq and is a predicted model, not a curated record. The transcript is spliced from 3 exons. NCBI's taxonomy places the organism in Eukaryota, Fungi, Ascomycota, Dothideomycetes, Mycosphaerellales, Mycosphaerellaceae. Bases 1 to 1536 code for a protein of 511 amino acids.